AUGAUGACACGUGGGGUCCGUAUUAUUGCGCUGAGAGUACUUCGUGGGUCGAGAAACACCGAACAUCGCCGGUUCGGUCGAGCUCGGUGGCAAAGCGCAUUAGGCCGUGGGUACGUCCAGAUCGCAGAUGCGCGCCCCAAAAUUGGCGGUCUCUUCUUUGUUUUUGUGGUCGACGCUACUGUAGUGUUGUGUCCUAAUGUUGGCGCCGCUACACGUAUGUCACUUUCCAUGGAGGCGUCUAACCAUCAUUAG
Messenger RNA from Bipolaris maydis ATCC 48331, 252 nucleotides. The record is from RefSeq and is a predicted model, not a curated record. NCBI's taxonomy places the organism in Eukaryota, Fungi, Ascomycota, Dothideomycetes, Pleosporales, Pleosporaceae.